Molecule: messenger RNA, 1565 nt
Organism: Sceloporus undulatus (fence lizard)
Lineage: Eukaryota; Metazoa; Chordata; Lepidosauria; Squamata; Phrynosomatidae
Gene: NIPAL4
Product: NIPA like domain containing 4
Exons: 6
Coding region: 176-1393 (405 amino acids)
Biological process (GO): magnesium ion transport
Cellular component (GO): membrane
Molecular function (GO): magnesium ion transmembrane transporter activity
Source: RefSeq, a predicted model, not a curated record
GCCACUUUCCAGCUCCCUCCCGCUGCUGACGAAGGAAGGGACGCAACAACCCACCCCCAGGUCCCUGGGCCCGUCUCCCUCCGCCUCUGCCCCUCCGGCUGCAGAUUUGGAGGAUGCUCUGAGCUCGGGCAGAAGAGGAAGCAGCAGCAGCAGCAGCAGAAGCAGCCGCCCCUCCAUGGAGCGCCCAGGGCCCCUGCUGCCGCUGGCGCUGAACCGAAGUUGUGCCGAAGGUUCGUUGUUCACCCUGACUUGCCUGUCUCAUCAGGUUGUUUGUCAGGUUAUUGAGAAUAUCAGCUCUGCAGCCUCACCUUCCAAGAAUCUCACUUUAAACACUGACUGGACAGUGCAGAUAGAGGACAAAUAUGGCUUCUACAUUGGCUUGGCUUUGGCCAUCAUCUCCAGCUUCCUUGUUGGCAGCAGUGUCAUCCUGAAGAAGAAAGGACUGUGCCGGUUGGUGGAGAAAGGAGGCACCAGAGCUGGGGAUGGAGGACAUGGCUAUCUAAAGGACUGGCUAUGGUGGGCUGGUUUGCUUACCAUGGGAGGAGGAGAAGCUGCCAAUUUUGCUGCCUAUGCCUUUGCACCUGCAACAAUUGUUACUCCACUUGGAGCAUUGAGUGUGCUCAUAAGUGCCAUUUUGUCUUCCUAUCUGCUUGGAGAGCGUCUCAACCUGCUGGGCAAGUUAGGUUGCAUGCUGAGCAUUGUAGGUAGUACAGUUCUUGUGAUUCAUGCUCCAGAGGAAGAAGAAGUCACCACUCUAGAUGAAAUGUCUUCUAAACUGAAAGAGCCAGGUUUUCUUGUUUAUGCUGGCAUUCUCUUGGUGAUCUGUCUAGUUCUGAUUUUCUUCUUAGCCCCACGCUAUGGCCAGACAAAUAUUCUCAUCUACCUCACCAUCUGUUCUGUGAUUGGAGCUUUCUCCGUGUCUUCAGUCAAAGGGCUGGGCAUUGCCAUCAAGGGCUUUUUUGCUCACCGGCCUGUUCUGCAGCACCCCCUGACCUGGAUUCUUGUCCUCACAUUAGUGGCCUCUAUCACCACACAGAUAAACUACCUUAAUAAGGCUCUUGACAUUUUCAACACCUCCAUGGUUUUCCCCAUCUACUAUGUGCUGUUUACCACCAUUGUCAUCACUACAUCAGUCAUCCUCUUUAAGGAAUGGGUCACCAUGUCUGUGGUGGACAUUAUUGGAACUGUAUGUGGAUUCUUCACUAUUAUUUUAGGAGUGUUUUUACUCCAUGCCUUCAAAGAUAUGGACUUCAGCUUGAGGAAUCUACCACAAACGCUUCAGAAUGCUGAAGAGGCCCCAGCAAUUAAGGAUGACAAGAACAUCCUAAUAGAACUGGAUAGCACAAGUAACAAGGAUGAUGGGAAACCCAAAGUAUUCAUGAUCUACAGUUGAAACCUAAAAUCAGCAAUCCUGCAGCUGCAGGACCUGGAACCAAAGGGCUGUGUGUGCGUGUACACAAAGAAUUUGCAUUAAAUGAAAACUUGCCAUAUACAGAGGGCCGUUGAUAUCUGUUGGGGUUUGGUUACAGAACCCCCCACGAAUACCAAAAUCCAUGGCUGCUCAA